Messenger RNA from Plasmodium fragile, 1056 nucleotides. RefSeq lists its product as uncharacterized. The transcript has 2 exons. The coding region runs from base 1 to 1056 and encodes 351 amino acids. The record is from RefSeq and is a predicted model, not a curated record. Lineage: Eukaryota; Apicomplexa; Aconoidasida; Haemosporida; Plasmodiidae.
AUGACUAGAAAGAAUGGGUAUAAAUUGCUUGUAGAGUUUUUUUUUUUUUACACUUUAUUGCUCAGCCCUGGUACGGAGUCCUACGUUCGAAGUAGCAGCGGCGGCAGGGACAUAAUCAGUUGGAGUCAUUUUAGCGGCGUCUUCACGGAGGGGAGGAUACAGAGGAGGUGUCUUCCGUGGUCGGCAAGGAGUAGCACAGCGUCGCGUCCACAGUUGCCUCCGUCACAGUUACCUCCGUCGCAGUUUCCUCCAUCACAUUUGGAGCAGGCGACACAAACUGCGUCACCACCCGUGGAGCCAACCCAACGCGUCAAGCUAAAAAAAAAAGAAAAAAAAAUACUAAAAAAGUACAAAGAUUUUCUGGACAUUUUGCCCAAGAGAGACAGCGAAUAUGCAAUAAACGAAGCGAUCGAAAAAAUAAAAACAUUGGCUGUUCAUAAUUUUGUUGAAAGUAUAGACAUAUAUUUGUCCUUUAAUCAGAAGAGGUCCAAGAUGAACAAAAAUGACAACUUAAAGACGUUCAUUACAUUUCCACAUAACUUGAAAAAAAAAAGGGCAAAAAAAGUAUACGUGGUGACGAAUAGGGAACUUCAGAAAAGGGCCACCGCCUCAGGUGCUGACGUCGUUGGGGAAGACGAUCUGAUCAACAAAAUUAAAGAAAGAGAAAUCAGGCUGAAGAAAAAAAAUAACAAUUUUUUGCUCUGCACAAAUGACGUGAUACACAAACUGGCGCGUGUAGGAAAGGAGGUAGGAAGUAAAGGACUGAUGCCAAAUGAAAAGUCUGGAACAUUGGUGAGUGAAUUUUUGCUCGAAAAGCAUGUGAAGCUUUUUAAGUUUGGGAAUUCAUACAUUUUUAAGCUCAACAAAUUAAACACGCUAAAUUUAAAUGUGGGUGAUGUGUACAUGGCAAAUGAUGAAAUACGAGAAAACAUUUGCCACCUGUUCGAGCAUUUGGAUAACCUGGAGUUUUUUCACUUCAACUCCAAAAAUUUGAAGUCCAUUUUUUUGAGCAGCACCAUGGGCUUCCCCUUCAAAAUUAAGAAGAACUUUUUGUAG